Messenger RNA from Fragaria vesca subsp. vesca, 1530 nucleotides. RefSeq names its product cytochrome P450 77A3-like. Gene Ontology annotation, molecular function: iron ion binding; oxidoreductase activity, acting on paired donors, with incorporation or reduction of molecular oxygen, NAD(P)H as one donor, and incorporation of one atom of oxygen; heme binding. Gene Ontology annotation, cellular component: membrane. Bases 1 to 1530 code for a protein of 509 amino acids. The record is from RefSeq and is a predicted model, not a curated record. The transcript has a single exon. Lineage: Eukaryota; Viridiplantae; Streptophyta; Magnoliopsida; Rosales; Rosaceae.
AUGGACUUAAUGGACGUGUUAAUCCUUGUUCUGGCGGCCGUGUUUCUCCGGCUAUGGUGGCGCUACUGUUCCGUCGCGGGCGAACAAAAGAAGAACCUUCCGCCAGGACCACCAGGCUGGCCGGUGGUGGGAAACCUAAUCCAAGUGAUCCUCGAGGGUCGACCCUUCAUCUUUGUAGUACGGGAUUUACGUAAAAAGUAUGGACCAAUCUUCACCAUGCAAAUGGGACAACGCACACUCAUCAUCAUCACCAGCUCCGACCUCAUCCACGAAGGCCUCGUCCAGCGGAGCGCCGAGUUCGCCAGCCGCCCCUCCGAUUCUCCCAUCCGACUCAUCUUCAGCGUCGGAAAGUGUGCUAUCAACUCCGCUCAGUACGGCCCUCUCUGGCGCACCCUCCGCCGCAACUUCGUGACGGAGCUUAUAAACCCUACCAGGAUACGCCAGUGUAGUUGGAUCCGCAACUGGGCGCUGGGGUAUCAUAUGAAGCGCCUCAUGUCCCAGGCCGCGGAGCACGGCUCCGUGGAGGUGAUGAGCAACUGCAGACUUACUAUCUGCAGCGUGCUCAUCUGCCUCUGCUUCGGAGCUAAGAUCUCCGAAGAGAGAAUCAAAGUCAUUGAGAGUAUACUCAAGGAUGUCAUGAUGGCCACCACACCGAAGCUCCCAGACUUCCUGCCGAUGCUGACUCCGCUGUUCCGUCGGCAGGUGAAGGAGGCCGUAAAGCUACGGAAGAAGCAGUUGGAGUGUUUGGUUCCGCUCAUAAGAAACCGAAAGGCUUUUCUCGACGGCGGCGGUGUUGUGAACGAGGAGAUGGUGAGUCCAAGUGGUGCUGCGUAUAUCGACUCGCUGUUUGAGCUUGACGUGCCCGGAAGAGGUAAGCUGGGAGAGGAAGAGCUCGUCACUCUUGUCUCUGAAAUCGUCAACGCCGGGACGGACACGAGUGCUACUACUACUGAGUGGGCUUUGCUGCAUUUGGUGAUGAACCAGGAGAUUCAAGAUAAGCUGUAUAAGGAGAUUGUCGACUGUGUUGGGAAAGAUGGGGCGGUCACCGAGAGUGACGUGGAAAAAAUGACCUAUCUCACUGCGGUGGUUAAAGAGACUUUCCGGCGACACCCGCCGAGUCACUUUCUCCUGUCUCAUGCGGCGGUGAAGGAGACGCAGCUCGGUGGCUACACUAUUCCGGCGGAUGCAAGCGUGGAGUUCUACACUGCAUGGGUGACGGAGGAUCCGGGGAUGUGGAAGGAUCCGGGCGAGUUCCGACCCGAGAGAUUCUUGGAUGGAGAUGGAGUUGACGUGGACAUAACGGGGACAAAAGGAGUGAAGAUGGUGCCCUUUGGAGCCGGCCGGCGGAUUUGUCCGGCAUGGACGUUGGGGACGUUGCACAUUAACUUGCUGCUGGCGAGAAUGGUGCAGGCCUUCAAAUGGUUCCCGGUUCCCGGUUCUCCACCCGACCCGACUGAGACAUUUGCUUUCACUGUGGUCAUGAAGAACCCUCUCAAGGCUGUGAUUGUGCCUAGGUCACUGGUCAACUAA